Paramuricea clavata is the source of this 10079-nucleotide messenger RNA. The record is from the annotation of a GenBank genome assembly. Lineage: Eukaryota; Metazoa; Cnidaria; Anthozoa; Malacalcyonacea; Plexauridae.
AUGGGUAAACAUCAGGUUUGAAUGUAGUUUGAGUGUUUAACGAAGUUUAAGUGUUUUGAAUACAAUUCAUUGAAUUAUAAACCGUAACUUAUUAGUGUCUCAAAAAAAUUGAAUUUUAGAAAUCCACCUUUUUGUUAUAAUUUGAAUGUCUAUACUGAACCCAUUUACCUCUUCUAGUCUUCUGAGAACUUCCAAAUUUGAAAAUGAAAAUCUCUGUUUUUCUUGCCCACAGAUAGUAGACCACUGCUGCAAAAAGAAUAUCCCAAAGUUCAGAGGACUUCAGAUAAUGACGAGAAACAAGUGAUAGAAAAACUGAAAGCAAGUCUUCUUAGAUUAAACAGCAACAGUAUAUCUUCUCUUGGUAUGUAUAUUCUUUGUUUGCAAUGACGUAAUUUUGGGAUUUCAGUUGACGGGCAGGUAUAACAAAAAACGGCUAGAGACAGUUCAAUACUCAAAAGAUGAAUUACUGUUCAGUUUUUCUUGUACAACCAUUCUGAUAUAGGAGAAAAAGCGUCCACAAGUUAUUUGAUUGCCACAGCAUGUGGCACGGCUAGUCAAGUACAAACGUAAAAACGCACAAGUUGUGACAAACCUACAGCAGACUUGUAGCAAUGCAUAUACUGUCCCAACAACUUGUCAAUACGAUGUGUUGACUUGUUGACAAGUUAUCAACGGCUUGUGGACAACUUGCUACAAGGUUGUUGAUUUAACAGGCUUGUAACAAGUUCUUCCCACAACUUGUUAUCGUCCCGCAAUUCAACAACUUGAUAAGUUGUGAGUAAAGUUGUGAGUGACAACCUUGUAGCAACUUGAUAAAAUAACAAUAUUGUCACAACUUGUUGACAAGCUUGCUACAAGCCUGUUGCGAACACAUCUUGUUGUCAAAUUGUGAGAUUUUUGCGUGGGUACACCGAAUUGGGCAGACCAUUCUUCUUUCUUUGUAUUUGUGGAAAGAUCUGGGUCAAAUUUGGAAGAAAUCUGGCCAAAAUGUACUUCCUUUUCAUUUAAUCCAAUUUGCCGUAUAGACCGGCAGAAACCCACAAAAGUUUUGCUUUGUAUGCAUUUAGAAAUUUGACCGACUACACACAUAAAAACACGCAAGUCUGUUACAGAUAGGCAAACAAGUUGUAACGUGGUUGUUGUCAAACCGAUAUCAGGGUGUGUUCGCGCUGCUUGUCGCCAGCCCAGUUGUUGUAACAAGUCUGGAACAGGUUGUUACCACCGUGUUACAAGGGUGAUGAUGGUAGCAGACUUGCUACAAGUUGUUCCAACAAGACUAAUGCAGGCUGUUCCUAACAAGUUACUACGAGAUUCACCUUCUUAACAACAUGUUCAGGGGCUAGUUGUAUAAAAAUUAGUUAAAUGCAACCACAGUUAGAGCAAAAGUUAACCAACCAGAAUCACGUAUUUGAGAGUUUACUACUAUUUAACUACAAAAUGGACAGUUAAGAAGACUUUUAUACAGCUCGCCCGAGACUCGUUGACACAGAUUGUUAUGAGCCUGUUAACUUUGUAACGAGAUGGUAACAACUUGUCCCAGACUUGUCAACAACUGCAUGGGAGCAAGCAAGCAAUGCGAACGCAUCGUGUUGGCAAACUGUGAAAUUUUUACGCGUGUAAUCUGGCCGAUCGUGUGAGUGAAAAAUUGCCUACGACUUUUUAAUCUGGCCUUUACAAAUGAAGAAAAAUAGCGCUUUGAAACAACAUGGUAAUCUUCUUUUCAAGGUAAUUACAAUCCAGAUGAAGUAUUUGAGAACAUUAAGAGUAUAUUAAAAUUGCUGAUUAACUAUCCAAUGACAUUGGCGGACCCAUCAGCGGACGCGGGCGAGGGCAAGUCGAGUGGUUUAAUAUUGAGUAAACGCCAAACACUCGUGCAAGAUAGUCUUGCUGAUACUCAAUCGCUGAGAAGUUCAUGUGGUGAAAUCGCGAAUGAACAACCGAUCGUGCCACAAUGUCAAACAACUAGCCGACUUCCGGCGUUUGCUCUCGAGGCUGCAAAAAGUACUGGAACGAAUAGCAAUAAAUCUCUCGCCAAAUCUGGUAUCCCACUAAUCGAAGAGAAUAACGUUCCGACUUCUGAACACGUAAAAUCAAGUGUCACAAAUAAAAUCCGCGAGUUUUUAGAUUCAAGUUCCGGAGAGGAUAAUGUGUUGCCUAGCAGGUCUCAACGCUUGGCAAAGAAAAUACCUGACUCAAAACAAUCUCUAAGCUCGAGCUCAACAGACGACGAACGGAAUACUAAGACGAAGCCGGGCAUGAAACCUACGUCGGAAUAUUAUAACGAGUCACCGACUAACUUAAUUACACCCGACCCGUCAUCUACGAGCUCAAUGAAGUACCAACCUGAACGUUCGUCGUCAACUGCUAGCGAUACAAUUGGAUUCAGACAGAUUGAAAGUAAUAAUGAUGACUUUCCCGUUCAACAGGACAGGCAAAAACGUCACUCAAAUGAUGAAACGACAAUUCCCAAAACAAAACAAUAUACGUCAGGGAUUCCUAGCACUAAUGGCUCGUCACAUUUGACUGCUUCAAUGCGACCAGCAUCCGAACCUCUGCCAAGAGCUAGUUUUGUCAAUAAAGCUACCCUAUCGCGUAUCAGUCCCGAGGAGAACGCUUACUCGUCACGGGACGACAAUAGCAUGAUUCAUCCUUUGGUAGAAUUACCAAAUUCAUUGAAACAGUGUUCAGGAAAAGAAGUUAUACAUGUGAUUGACAAGCAAAACGUUGUUGGUAGACGUGAUGACAGUGUCACCCGAAGCUCCUGUUGGAGCGGAGUGGAGAAUGGCGAACAAGUACCGCUUUCCUCCACGGUUAACGCAACGUCAGAAUGCGUACCACUGUACAGUGACACUAUUGGACAAAGUUCGUGCAAGUUGCAUUCAUCGCGCAGGCCAGCGCAUGGUGAUUCUCUCCUAUCCUUGUCGCGUAGCACCAGUUUGAAGGUCUCCGAAACAAGGCGUUUAUCACCAAGCUCCAGUGAUCAGGAAGUGGCAGGUAUUCUGGGGAAAGACGUCCAUAGAGGUAACGGAGAUACCACACAGAUAUACGACCUGUUAAAUAAUUUGAAUCAACAGAACUCUACAACUGGUAGCUAUUCUUACUUUCCGUUGUCACCAAGUAAUGUGAACACCGCAUCACUGGAGCUGCAAGAGCUGACUAUAAACAAUAAUCUGGCAAGUGCGGAAGGGAAUUCUUAUUCACAAAGCACUACGUCUUCUCCUCGCUCCUAUGCGGAUAUUCCGUACCCUAUUUUAAACGCGGGAGGAAUGCCGUCGCCACGUCUGUUUUCGCGAGAGAUAGAAGACAGAGAGUGCCCUUUACCAGCGAGCAAGCAAACAAUGCCAAAUCAACAUCCACAGAGCUCUCUCAACGUGAACAGAGAAAUAAAAAGUACACCUUCUGCACGCAACGUAGAUGACAAGAGGACGAAGUUGCCAAACGAACAUAAACAGUAUACGUUUCCUCAACAAGAUAUGGAGGGGAUGAAAACAAAAGAGCAUUCUUUAUCCAACCAAACACUGCUCGACCAGCCUAUACCCUGGAGUUCCCUCAAUGGAAAUUUUCAGCAUAACAAGAAAUUGUCCAAUGUGAAUUCGCAAAAUAUACUAGAUAUCUCGGAACCAAAGGUCUCGGAACAGCGGCAGCACUCGUCCAACCAACUAAGUCAAGCAUCAUUCCACAAUUCAUGGCCAACUGAAACAGCUGCUUCCAAUAAGGGAUACGAUUUUUCAUCACAGUCUGUAAGUAAUACACAACUGCCGAAAGCUCAACCCACAUUGCUACAAAAACAUUGGGCAUUGGACCAAACAGAUAAGCUUGAUAACAUAGGUCAAGGAAAUCUACACAUACCUGUAGAUAAUAAUACCACCCAAGGUCGUAAUUUGUUGCCGUCACCAUUAAGUAUAAAAACGAGAGAUGUUGUUAACCAUUCUCCUUGGGAGUUACGAAAUGGAAGCCAUUCUUCAAACUCAACCCCGCAAUCUCAAGCGGACUCUUUAAUUGCCGCUAAAGAUAAUAUCGUGAGUUCCACUGGAGCAACCCUAUCACCGAAUGGCGAAUUAAAUUCACAAACUAAAAAUACGAGUUUGUCUCCUUCCGUACAGCACCUAUUUGAUAGUUUUCGCACAAACGACGUCAAUGGUCGAAAAAUGGUAGAAAAAAAGCCUAUUGGAAACGGCACUUCCACAGUUUUGACAAAUGAAAAGGGUAUAAAGUUUCCUGGCCGACGAGUCCUUGCACCAUCGUUUUCGUUUUCAUUUCCAAUGAAAAAUCAAGGAGGUAAGAUCGAGACGCAUUUCAGUAAUGACAGACAUAAGCCUACUGUGGAAUCUUCCAUUAGUAACGUCCCCGUGAAUAAGACAGUGAAAUCCCAAAGUAAGAAAACAGCUGAUGUUAUGGUUAAUGACAGUGCCAUUGUGAGCAUAUCAAUGAACGACAGUGGAAAAUCAGCAUUUGGUAUGUCGGAAUUUGAUUUAGGUUUUGAAGACAAUGAUACCUCGAGAUCACCAGUGGUCGAUCCUGUAUCUGAAUCAAGAAAGAGCUUGCUGGAUUCCAGAUGCCCAAGUGAUGACACUGAAACCAUUAAACUGAAGGUAAAAUAUUGUUUGUUUUCGUGGAUAAAUAGAAUAGAAUAGAAUAGAAUAGGAGUUAUUAUCGCAACGAAAGUGCUGCCUCAAGGGAUCAAAGGCAGCGUGCACAAUUUGCUUAAUGAAGGGCUGCUCACAUGAUCCCACUUUUCCAGGACGAGAUGUGAGGCGGGAUUAUUUUAAUGUAUUGAAAUAAGUUAAGGUGCACGAUUCAGCAAAAAACUUCAUUAUUUUCUAGAGAUAGAUUAUAAUUGACUGUAAACGAAAUGUUUUUCAAGUAGCAAUAAUAAUCUUCUUGAACUACGAGAUCUUCUCUACAACAUUUGAGUUCUGUUAACCAGUAUUUGAACUUUCGUUUAGCCUAAAGUGACUUACAUGUAUUUCAAUACAUCAAAAUCACCCCACCUUCCAACAUGUAAACAGCCCCUAAGGCGCCUGUUCAGGAGGUAGGAAAAGUGCAAUUUGAAUGUCGAACACCUUGCACAAAGUUGAUGGUCAGCUAAAUAUUCUACUUCUACUUUCUAAUUGGCAUGGGCGGUUUUAUAUGAAUACCUUCAAUAUUUAUAAUUUCUUGCUUUUGUAUUAUAAUUAUAAUACUGUCAGUGGCGAAGCUGGCCAUAGCAACAGGUCAUGCUAUGAGAAUUUUUAGUUAUUUACAUUAUUCUUUAUUAGCAUAGCAUGACCAGUUGUCUUGGCUAGCUUGCCACUGAAUACUGUAUAUAUCAUAUAUAGAAAUACCAAGUCAGUUUUCGUCCCAAUUAUCGUUUGGAUAGCGACACGCUUAUGAUUUUUCUUUGUGUUUUCCUCAUGAAUUAUUAAUGAGUUUUUGAAUAAUAUAUGCAAUCCACACUGAGUUGCUAUAGGAAUCUUAUUAAGCCUGGUUAUUAAUUAUUAAAGACGUGCAUAAAUGACAUUCCGGGUUUGUUUUUAAAACGUGUUGAAAGCACAUUGCUAUAAACAUAUAGAAUGAACACUAUAAACUGAUAAUUGACUCCUUGUAUGCACAAGACGAUCAGUGGGGCUAUUAAAACUGCUGAUAAAUUCAUAAAAUCAUUUUGUUUCAUCACCUCUAUCGAACACUAAAUAGCAGAUCUAUAUUUAAAUGCCUUCAUGUAUAUCACAGGGAAGAAAUUAAGCCAUUCUUAACUGAUUUAUUCAAAAUAUUGUCGAUCGUUUGCACCGUGAAAAUCCAACAUACUGCAUGCAUGUAAAUAAACUUGUAACUGAAAUCCUGAGAAGAAUAUGCGUGCGCAAUACAAAAUAAAGUUUGACUGCCCCCCCCCCCGCCCCCCUCCCUCGUUUGACGUCCUAAAGCUUAAUUAUUUCCCCGAAAUUGCGACAAACAUCUUUACAUACAUACAUACACACAUACAGACAAGGGUGGGUAGUAGCGAAGUAGUAGUAGUUCGCUACUGUAGCGAACUACAAUUUUCAAGUAGCCAGUAGUUUUUGACUACUUUUUUAAAACAAUAGUUGUAGUUAUAGCGAACUACAUUUUGCCUAAAAGUAGCCAAAUAGUUGACUACUUUUCAAACAGCGAAUCGCUAUUCGCUACUUUUUAAAAUUGUUAGCAACCGUUCAUAGAAUAGAAUGAUAUUAAGACACGGUUUGCUUAAAAGAUUAUUUUAUACAGUAAAGAUUAUUUUAGCGCAAUGAAAAGUGGCACUCCUGAACACUGUAGGGCUUACAAAAAUGUUGCUUUGACCCAUGUUUGACCCUUUUUGUUUACCGUUGCUACUCGUGGAAACCUAACCCGGGAAAACGAAAGCAUUAGCCAAGUCUAAAGUUCAUCAAUGAGCGCGGGCGUGGGUUACCGUGAGUGGUUCGGUGGGUGGUCAUCCUCAAUGAUCUCAAAAAUAUGGCGGACUGUCAUGAAUAGCGGACACUGAUUGGUCCAAUUUAAAGUUUGCAUUAUAACGAUUGCAUGAUGACAGCGAAAUAGAAACAUUUCUUGAUGACUUGAUUUGAUGAUUGAUAAAUUUCUUGCAAAAAUAUUUCAUUUUUGCUCGCAUUUUUGCAAGAUUUUGUAAAUUUCAAAAGCUUUCUCAGAAAGAAAGGGCGAAAGAAUCGGCUAAAAGAAGGGAGCCGACGUUAACGAAGGUAAGUUUGUUUUAAAUAUUGAUUUUAUAAUUGCUUUAAAACCCGACGGCCUUUGGCCCUUUGGCUUUGCGUAUAUGCAUGAAACAACUAAACAAGACAGCAUAUAAUUUCAGUGUAUUAUUAAUAUUGAUUCCCUUUUUUAUUAUAAUGAAUUUUUUAAAUAAAAAAAAGCAAAGUUAUUUGCAUGCGAGAAAUUGAAAUAAUUUUAUUGCAAACUCAAAGUUUAUCGAUAUUAAAAGCCAUUUAAUUAUUAAAGGCAGUUUAGUUUUAUAAAGAACACUUUAAUUUAAAACGUUUUGCGAAGCGUUUGUGGUUGAAUUUUACCUUAAAUUGAAACUUAUAUUACGUAUAAUAACAUACCUAACAUAUAUAUGUUGGGAUAUUGAUAAUUUUGUAAUUAAAAGUGAUAUUUUUAGGCGAUUUUUCAUUUCAAUUUGUACGAAUUGGAAUAUUCUUAAAAAAUUAUCGUGUUACCAUCACAACAACUUUAGAUACUUCAUGUUCGGAAAAUACAAUGGUUUUGUCAGCAAGGCGAGGGUUUCUGCAUGCAUGUAUUUUCUAGUUAUAGGUUAUAUUACAGCCUGAGCUAGUGGAUGCUCCAAAUACCGUAAAACUAAAAAAUAUAGAGUAGCGAAAUAGUUCGCUACAUUUUUUAAGCAGUAGCUGUAGUCAGUAGCGAACUACCUUUGUUCAAAAGUAGCAGUAGUUGUAGCUGACUACAUAUUUUUGAAGUAGCUGUAGUUAUAGCGAACUACAAAAAUUUUGUAGUCAACCCACCCUUGCAUACAGACAGACACAAAAUCGAGAUCUCGACAAUACAGAGAUCGCGCGACAGAUGGGCGACCAUAGCACGUCAAGACUAGUGUGCUGCUUCGCUCACGUUCGGCAGCAAAUAGAAUAGAACUUUAAUAUCUUGAAUGGGAGUUUACACGAUAGUAGACUGAAAAACUCAAGUUACAUAUUUGAAGAUAAUAAUUGAAACACUUAACAAACUAAUUAAUUACAACAAUCAAAAAAGAGGUUUUUAAAAAAAGUUAUUAAAUGUCAAAAUUUUAAAAAUGCAGUGUCAAUUGACAAUGGAAACGUUAUACUAGGUAAAAUGUUAUCAAUCCAUAGUUUAUAACAUUUUACCUUAGUAUAACAUUUCAAUAUGACACUGCAUUUUUGAAAUUUUGACCCCGAUAUAUAAGCAGUUUUUUUGUGACAAUGAUAUCUUGACAAAAUUAUUUAUUCGCAAACAGAAAGCAUUUCAAAUUUAAACUCUGGCCAAACCAGGAUGAGAAUUGACUAGAAUGGCCAAGCGAGGGUGUGCGUGAUUGUUUUCUCAACUGUCACGAGAACAGGAUUUACAUGGGAGUUCACUGCUUAGCAGUCGAAUCCAACCACCGCAAUGUUGAUGCAUGAGAAUGCACGAGAAUCGAUAAGAGUUCACUGUCAAACACGAGCGAUAGUUGCAAUUAUCGUCAAGUCUCAUCCUCGUUUGACCAGGUAUUUACCUUUAAAUUGGAGAUUUGUCGAGCUUCACGCGUAGGGGCGGAUCUGACCUCAUUAGUUAGAGAGCGUGGAGGUUUUCCUGAAUGGGGUGCAUUACUACGGGGUUCCGCACUUCCGGGAGCAUUCUCCCCCGGAAAAUCUUUGGAAUUUGAAGCCUUGAAAUUCUUAUGAUUCGUGAUGCAUAACUCGUAUGAUUCGUCAUGUAUAUGGGGUAUAUGGGGUAUACGCGGUAUACUGAUUGAUCCUCGCUAAAAUUAAUGCGCUUAAUCUAUAACACUGUCUACACCAACUUCUACGUUACAUGGUUACAGCGACCCGCCGUAUUGGUACUUGAAGAUUUUCUCGCGUACUCAAUAAUCAACUGUUUCAACAGAAUAAAUAGUAUUCACAAUUCAAAAAGCGGCAAAUCUAAACUUAAUGUGGAAUGCCAGAGUUUUGUUCAAGGGGUGCUGGACACCAGUACGAGGGAUGCGCAAUUCACACGCGUAUCACUUCGUACGCUUUUGAUCUGGCACGCCCCUGAUACGCCUUUGACGCGCGCAUCUUGUGCAAUGAUAUAUAUGGACUGUACUCUCUAAAUAGGGUUUAAUUUAGAACCUCGUCACUACCAGUAGUUUCUUGACUGAUGAAUGAGAACGAGGUAUUACUGUGUGCUAGCUUGCGAUAACUAUAUAAUUAUAGUGUCUUUCGUCCACUAAACCGUCACAACCAUGCAAUUCUCUUCUUUUGCAUGGCCAUCUAUGAUGUAUGUCAUCAUCGUGUCAUACAGACGUCCUUUGUUUGUUUUGAGUAUUUGACCCCGCACCUUACCGGUGCUUUAUUUUCCAGGACCAACUGAAUGAAAACGUCCUCAAACUUGAAGAAUUGCAGCAAACGUUUAAUAAGUAUCCUCAACGUAGACGUAAGAGAUUACCUGAUUUGUUUGAUGACCAUGCUCGUAGGUGAGUACAUUGUACGGUACAGCUGUGCAUGUAGGUUGUAGUAUACAUCUAUAUUGCUGGGGCCGGUUGUAUAAAACUCUUAACUACUUUUUAACUAUCCGUUUCGUAGUUAGAUAGUGGUUAACUUUAACAACGUAGUUAAGUCGGUUGUAUAAAAAUGUAGUUAGCGUUAACUGCAGUUAAAAAGUAGUUCAAGUUAUGCUCUAGGGUGAGUGAACAACAUUUUUCAGUGGGAAAAUAACGACCUGGGAUUUUCGCCAUCUUCCCUGUGAAUGUUUCCUGACCGAAUAUAAACUAUUCAAUUUUUUUGAAUUAGUAAUGCACAGAUUCGGUUUAUUUAUACAGAGGAAAACCUUAAACCGUUCUUAAAAGACAAAGAAGAAUGAAGAAUAGUUUACACAAUUUAUGAAGUGACAUUUUGUUAUAAAAACAAAGCUAUAUUUUCGUUAGUUAAAGAUAAACGAACUAUCGAUAAAAUUACCUUCACUUCGUCACUGUACAUGUACUAGUUUCUGCCACAACAGGAAUUGUUUACAUAUUUUUGAGAAUGGAUUCUAGCUCAACUAAUUUUUGAAAAUAUAUAUAUAUAUAUAUAUAUAUAUAUAUAUAUAUAUAUAUAUAUAUAUAUAUAUAUAUAUAUAUUGUCUUUUUGGACUUUUACGGUCAUUUUGUCGUUAAAAAAUAAUAAAACUUGCCCAGAGCCACCUCAAAACAUUCAUGCUAAAACGAAUGCCAUCAGACGUAAAAAAAUUCAAAUUUAGCCCGCAAAAUACGCCACAACUUGUAAUGGGAAUUUUAUUUUGUUUUCCAGUUCAAAGUUGGAAAGGCAAAUCCAUGAUGCUGAGAUAUUACUACAAAAGACAGUGGAAAUGUGGACAACCAGAUCAAACGAACGAGAACUGGCUUAUGAGAAAGAAAUGUUUCACUCUACUGACGGUAACCCUCUUUUGAUUCAGGU